AUGCUGCUCGAAUUACUCAGGUCGAGCUCGGAUCUGCCUUUGGGAGAGAAGGUGGGCACGUCCUGGCCCAUGCUAGGGAGUAGCAUAGAGCCUUCAGCUCCCAUCCCUGAACAUGACCAGUCCAAUAUACUGCCACCAACUACAGAAACUGGGACAGACAAGCGGCCUCUCGUUCUCGAAGCAAGGGGCAACCAUAUACGCCUGGCAGAUGGACGCGACAUACUAGAUGCUUGCGGUGGUGCGGCCGUCGCGUGCAUAGGGCAUGGCGUCGAGGAGGUUGUCGACGCUAUGGUGGCCCAGGCUGCGAAGGUUUCAUAUGUUGCUUGGGGAUUCUUCGACAACCCAAGCCGAAGAGAGCUCUCUAGGUGGUUGUCGCAAAGCUCAGGGGGCCACUUCACGAAGUCAUAUGUCACUUGUUCCGGUUCCGAGGCCAUAGAAGGUGCCAUGAAGCUAGCGCACGAGUACUUCGUCUGGAAGGGAGAACCACAACGCAUAAACUACAUUUCGCGGGCCGAGUCCUACCAUGGCAUCACACUGGCCGCAUUAUCCCUAGGCGGACACCUUAUCCGGAGGGCUCCCUUCGAGCCGCUCCUGGUCACCAACGUCCACCGCAUACCAGCAUGCAACUCUUACCGCCAGCGGCUGCCAGGGGAGAUCGAUGAAGACUUCGUCUUGCGCAAAGCCGCCGAGUUGGAUAAGGCUUUCAUUGAAAUUGGCCCUGAUACAGUCGCGGCUUUCGUCGCAGAGCCUGUGGUCGGCGCCGCCUCGGGCUGUAUCCCAUCUGUCCCAGGAUAUUUCAAGGCCAUUAAAGCGGUCUGCGACAAACACGGUGCCCUACUCGUGCUCGACGAAGUCAUGUGUGGCAUGGGCCGAACAGGCACGCUCCACGCCUGGGAACAAGAGGGCGUCCUCCCGGACAUCCAAGCCGUUGGCAAGGGGCUCGCCGGCGGCUACCAGCCUGUGUCUGCCAUUCUCGUCAGCAAGAAGAUCGUCGACAUGAUGGAGUCGAAGCAAGCGAGUUUCACCCACGGCCACACCUACCAAGACCACCCCGUCGGCUGCGCCGCCGCCAUGAAGGUACAGCAGAUCAUCCAGAGCAACGACCUCCUCGCCAACGUCCGUACUCAAGGGCAGUACUUGGAGCAUCUCCUCAGGAGCAAGCUGCGAUCCCAUCCCAACGUCGGCGAUAUUCGCGGUCGUGGACUGUUCUGGGGCACCGAGUUUGUGAGGGACAAGGAGACGAAGAAGCCGUUCGACCCCAAACUCCAGAUUUCCCAUCGUCUGCACGAGAGGGCGCUCAGGCCGCCGUAUAACAUGGCGCUGUACUAUGGUCAGGGGUGUGCUGGACAGAGCAGAGGUGACCACGUCAUGAUCAUGCCUGCGUACAAUGUCACUCGGGACGUCAUCGAGACGAUCGUGGAUAAGUUCACCGCGGUUGUUCAUGAAGUCUUCGAUGGGUUGGCGACGCAGGGCCUCAGCUGA
Messenger RNA from Anthostomella pinea, 1482 nucleotides. Lineage: Eukaryota; Fungi; Ascomycota; Sordariomycetes; Xylariales; Xylariaceae. The record is from the annotation of a GenBank genome assembly.